CAGCGCUACUUCAGUUUGCCUCUGCUCUGCUCUGCGCCUCCCGAUCUUUCUCUUCAUUUCUUCUUAUCCUCGUUGGAUUCAAUCUCUUCUUUGCUUUCGCGAGCAGCGCGCGCGAGAGAGAGAGACAGAGAGAGAGAGGGAGAGAUUCUUUGUCAUAUAUGUUCAACGUGUUUCUCUCUCAACAUCUCUGAGGUUGGAGAGAGAAGUUCGAGCGGGGCUGGAGUUCAAGAUGGACGGCGAUUUUCUGGGCUUGGGUCUGAAGACGGAUUGGCUUCCUCCCCAGAAAGGAGACGAGAAUCCUGAGCUAAACGGACCCGGAAUGCAGUGGUCGUUUUCGAACGAGCGCUCUGCUCCUUUUCAGCUGCUUUCUUUCAAGGCCUCGUCGGAUGACGGGCUGGGGAAAAGCGCCGGCGAUUCGUUAGCGUCAUCUCGAUCUAUGACCACAUCUAGGUUGGAUGUCGAGACGAAUAGGUUCGGCGACAAACAAGCAGGAAGCUACUAUGUGACGACGGCUUACCCUCAGCGGCACUUGAAUGCGCAGGCGAUCUCCCGGCCUCAAGAAGCGAGGACUUUCCCUUCCCCGAAGCACCUCAGUCAAGUGGCCACAAAUACUCCGGUCCUUCAGUCCCAUGUGGCGGCAUCCACAGAGCAAAACGUGAUUUGCUCCUCUGUAAAACCGCCAUCUCUCGGGGGAUUUACGUUUGUCCCUCCUGCAUCAGUUCCUCUGACUUCGACUUCUCUUGUUGGCUUCACGGAUUCUAGGAAUGCUACGAGAUCCCCUGCAGCACCAGCCCAGUUGACCAUCUUCUUCGGCGGUUCGGUUUAUGUGUACGAUGAUGUAUCUCCAGAAAAGGCUCGGGCGAUCAUGUUGCUGGCUGGAAACGGUUCUUCUGCAACUGGGUCUAAGACCGUUCCAUUGACUCAAAUUCAAGCGCCGAUUGCACCGAUCACCAGACCUGGGCCUGUUGAUGAUUUCAAUGGGAGCGGAAGAUCGUCGAUGCUCUCGUUUUCUGCAGUUCCGAGCAAUGUGGAUCAGAGGAGAGUAAAAACACUGGGAGCCUAUGAUACGCCCAUCAGACGACCUGAGACUCCAAGAGCAAUAACUUCUCUUGCACCCGCUAGACCAACUAUUUUUCCGGCCGUUGCUCUACCUCAGGCUCGGAAGGCAUCCUUGGCUCGAUUUCUAGAGAAGCGCAAAGAAAGGGCGAUGAGCACGUCGCCUUAUGCCCCGGGCAAGAGAUCUCCAGAUCGUACCGACUCAGCUUCGGACAGCUUUAGCCGCUCUACCAAUUCCACCGCUUCCUGUCAUCACAUAGACAUCAACCAGAAGCCAUAGCAACCGUUUUCGACGAUGAUUCUGGGCAUGGGAAUCCCGACUCGGGUUUUUAAACGCGAGCCAGCCAAUGCCAUCAUCAGCAAUUCCUUCUCUUUUUAGGUCCAAGAUGGAUCUUUUCAGCCAUGACUCUUGGUUGAAAGUCACUAGUCGUAUGCCUUUCAGUCCUAUGUUUUUAUUACCCUCCUUAUCUGCUGUCUUUCUCGAUCCGAUUUGUUGAAAACCAUGCGAUUUCAUCGUGCCCUUCCUAUGUUGCUGUGUAAUGGUUAAAGUUUUGUUCCGGCUCGAGCCUAGCGUAAACAUAAUUCAAGGAAUUUCCUCA
Messenger RNA from Syzygium oleosum, 1655 nucleotides. Its product is annotated as protein TIFY 6B-like. The transcript has 7 exons. The record is from RefSeq and is a predicted model, not a curated record. Bases 230 to 1336 code for a protein of 368 amino acids. Gene Ontology annotation, biological process: regulation of defense response; regulation of jasmonic acid mediated signaling pathway; response to wounding. Gene Ontology annotation, cellular component: nucleus. NCBI's taxonomy places the organism in Eukaryota, Viridiplantae, Streptophyta, Magnoliopsida, Myrtales, Myrtaceae.